Messenger RNA from Mauremys reevesii (Reeves's turtle), 1468 nucleotides. Its product is annotated as mast cell protease 1A-like. The record is from RefSeq and is a predicted model, not a curated record. Gene Ontology annotation, molecular function: serine-type endopeptidase activity. NCBI's taxonomy places the organism in Eukaryota, Metazoa, Chordata, Testudines, Geoemydidae. Bases 24 to 755 code for a protein of 243 amino acids. Gene Ontology annotation, biological process: proteolysis. The transcript has 5 exons.
UUGGCGAAGCUGAGAACUCCAAGAUGAGAGAGCCCUGCAAGCUCUUAAUCCUGCUCGCUCUGCUGUCCCCCACUUCCGCCCAUGCUGGAGCUUCAUGGAGUGAGAUUGUGGGGGGGCAUGAAGCCAAGCCCCACUCCAGACCCUACAUGGCCUAUCUGAAGAGGACCAACUUGGAUUUCUGUGGGGGAUUUCUGGUGGACCCAGGCUGGGUGAUGACGGCUGCUCACUGCCAGGGGAACCUGACAGUCAUCUUAGGAGCUCACAAUAUCCACAAGCAAGAGGCCUCCCAGCAAAGGUUGGCAGUUCAGAGCUACCACCCGCACCCCGCCUACCAAGACCGUCCUUUAGUCAAUGACAUCCUUUUGCUGAAGCUGAAGGGAAAAGCCAAAGUAAACAAAUACGUCCGUGCCAUUGGCCUGCCCAAGUUCCAGAGAAAUGUCGCCCCGUGGAGCCAGUGCAGCAUAGCUGGAUGGGGCCAUAUCGACCAGGGAAAAGCCACCGACAAGCUGUUUGAGACCAACGUCAUCAUCCAGCCAUCAAAGAAAUGCCACUCUUUUAACCCCGGGAUAACUAACGGCAUCAUCUGUGCAGCCAGCAAAUACUGGGUCAAGGACUGCAGCCAGGGGGAUGAUGGUGGCCCUCUAGUCUGCAAUAGGACAGCAGAAGGAAUCUUCUCCUAUGACUUCAACCACCCUCCUGGUUUUUACACUAGCAUUGCCUACCACCUUAGCUGGAUUAAGAAAACCAUGAAGUAACAAACAGGAGAGGAAGAGGCUGACCCUUCUCCUGCAUCAUCGGCUGCCUUUGAAAGUUGGGCAUUUCCUUGUGCUGCAUUCGGUGGCUUUUUCCCCUCCCUUUUCUGGGGCGCUGAGUGGCAAGUUAGGGCUAAGACAAGAAGUGGUGCCGAUGGGGAGCCCCCCCCCUUGUCCUUGUCACACAAAAAAAAACCAUCCGUCUAGACCAGUGUUUCCCAAACUGUGUUCCGCACGAUGUGACUAGGUGUUCCGUGAAAGACGCUUGCCCUUGAUUUGUGUACUACUUUAUAGGCGCUUUCCCCUUAGGAAUUGUUAGUUCAAGUCAUUUUAAAUUUGUAUUUUUGCUUUGUUUAAUAAAAUAAAAUAUAUUUGAGCAUAAAUAACGCAAUUUUUUGACUUGAAAACCAAACGACUACAAAAUAAUAUUAUAAGUGUUCCGUAAUAGGCUAAAAAGUUUUCCGUGGCCAAAAAAAGUUCGGGAAACACUGCUCUGGACGUACAAACAUCUCCGUACAAUGCUACGGCUGCAGCUUACACCCCGCUGGAAAGGUGGUGACAACUGGGUUAAGGGAGACAAAGUGCCUAGAUGAGCCUUUUAUCCAGAACCAUUGCUGAUUCCAUCCGUGCCCAAGAUCACACAGCUGGAGCAAGGACUUGACCCCAGGUCUCUCAAGUGCUAGGCCAGUGAUUUUACCACUGAGCCAUCCUGCCUG